Nematostella vectensis (starlet sea anemone) is the source of this 2468-nucleotide messenger RNA. RefSeq lists its product as uncharacterized. NCBI's taxonomy places the organism in Eukaryota, Metazoa, Cnidaria, Anthozoa, Actiniaria, Edwardsiidae. The transcript is spliced from 4 exons. The record is from RefSeq and is a predicted model, not a curated record. The coding region runs from base 86 to 1003 and encodes 305 amino acids.
AAAACCGCAGGCUCGAACAGUACGCCCGGGGAAAAGUGCAUACAUUUUGAGAUGGCUGGUGAAAGAAAGCAGUUAUAAUCCAAUUAUGUCCAUACUGAACACUCCAGUUUUCGCCCGAGGUGUUUCCGCGUAUGGGCAUGCCAUAGCAGCAUGUAUGACAGUACGAUAUACACACAAACAAAGUCAAGGUUAUCUGAAAAAGGAAGAAGUUGAGCAGUUCAAGGAAGAUGGCGUCGUAUGUUUACGCGGUGUGUUCACAGAAUGGGUAAAGAUCAUUUCAAAGGGGAUCGACAAGAACGUGUGGAACCCCAGCAAAUUUAGCGAGAGACUGUACAACAACGACAAAAAUUCACCAUCAUACUUCAAUGAUUUUUAUAACUGGAAGACAAUAACGGAAUUUAAUGAGUUCGUUUGGAAGUCACCAGCCGCUAGAUUAGCGAAGACUCUCAUGGAUUCUAAGAGAGUGGCAUUUUACCAUGAGCAUGUGUUUACAAAAGAUCCAGGGAGUUACCGCCCAACACCAUGGCACCAUGACCAGGCAUACUACCCGCUCAAUGGACAACAGAACAUCUCUUUCUGGAUACCCAUAACCCCUGUCUACAAGCAAGCCUGCCUGCGUUAUGUAAAGGCCUCACACAAAUGGAACAAGUGGUUUAUUCCAAGAAAAUUUGAGACAAAUAAAAACUAUGAUGGCAAUCUUAAUGACAGCAGUGAAUACGAAGAUAUGGUGGAUAUUGAUGCUAACCCCGAAAAAUAUGAAUUACUAUCAUGGGAUUUGGAGCCUGGGGAUUGUAUCGCCUUCAACAUGAGAACAGUUCAUGGAGCAAGUGAAUCAGUAGAUGAUCAAGGACGUCGAGUGCUAGCCACUCGGUGGCUGGGGGAUGACAUGAUACUUGCGUCAAGACCCUGGGCUGUAUCCCCACCUAUCCUUCCAGGGAAUCCCAAGGGGUGUAAUGGCAUGUCUGUAUUUGACUUGCCAGAGGUUUUUCCUGUAAUUCUAUGAAAUUGAAUGGUGAAUCUGUGCAAUUAACCCAUUGAUCCCCCACCAGCCAAAAAAUCCACCUUUGUUUGCAAACAUCUGUUAGCACAGCAGUAAAUUGUUAUACCCUAGGGCACACUCCCAAUAUGAUAAAAGCUGUUAUUAUUUUAAUGAUUUAGCACAGCGACAAGGAAUAACAGACAUUUUCAAAGCACUGUUAGAAAGUUUUGAUACCGCUAACUAGACAGCAGUGUUUCACUUUGAUGGGUUGUGAAAAGUCAAAACAUAGGGGGGUAUUUAGUAAUGUGAGAUUUACUAUGCACUUAUUUCACUUACACUUUUUUCAUACACAUGAAACUUGGCAUAAUGAUUAAAACAAUAGAAAGCUCUUGAGUAUUUCGGUCUGCCAAUAAGUUAUUGAAGUUAUUAAAACUUGUUGAAAUAAUAAUAAUAUUAUUAUUAUUUUCGUGUUUUCUAUAACUCUAGGAUUUUUGUCAAGUACAAUUAUUUCUCUGUUUUUUUUUGAAUGACCUAAAAAACAGGGGUUGAUAUUAUACAUUAAGUGCGUAUUAAACAUAAAUAAAUGUGGUAAAUUAAACUUAAAAAAAACAGGGAUCAAUGGGGUACAGUAGAAACAGUAACACAGCCUUUAUCCUAUAAUUAAUAUAUACAAAGUAGAGAGUGCUACUGCAUGUGAUUAGAUCAUUGCGUUGACAGACAUCAUUUUUGAAAUGUUGUACGGUACAUUUAGCUGGUUCUGACAGAUUCUUUUUAUGACUCCUUUUUUUAUUUGGGUACAUCUUGAAACUCACACAAAAAAAGUUUGUUAAAAAGUUUUCUAUUCCUUUCAGGUGAUAGAUUUUUUUAUUUUAUUGUAGAUUUUUAUUUUGAAGAUUAUUUAGAUAUCCUUGUUAAUGCACAUUUUCAUGCACCCCAUGGUGUGCUCAUUUUACAUACCUUCUUGGAGCAUUCCUGGUAAUAUAGGUAAUAUUAGCAUAGGGUUCAUUUCUGGGUAAUUUUACAUACCUUCUUGGAGCAUUCCUGGUAAUAUAGGUAAUAUUAGCAUAGGGGUUCAUUUCUGGGUAAUUUUACAUACCUUCUUGGAGCAUUCCUGGUAAUAUAGGUAAUAUUAGCAUAGGGGUUCAUUUCUGGGUAAUUUUACAUACCUUCUUGGAGCAUUCCUGGUAAUAUAGGUAAUAUUAGCAUAGGGGUUCAUUUUUGGGUAAUUUUACAUACCUUCUUGGAGCAUUCCUGGUAAUAUAGGUAAUAUUAGCCUGCAUAACUGAGACAGCUCUGUAAUUGAUGUCAGUUCCCAUAUAAUAGGGUUGAGUAAAUAGUGCAUAUAUGUACAAGUGCAAAGCAGUAUGUAGUAAGUAGUAUGUUUUUUCCCUCCCUACCACCUGGUGGCAGAGAGAAGCUUUAUUUUGUCUAAUUUAAGUUAUUCCUGUGAUAUUUUUGUUCAGGCAAAUAAACUUCUCUCUUAGCCAAA